Molecule: messenger RNA, 1234 nt
Organism: Macaca mulatta (Rhesus monkey)
Lineage: Eukaryota; Metazoa; Chordata; Mammalia; Primates; Cercopithecidae
Source: RefSeq, a predicted model, not a curated record
CCAUCUCAUUAUGACCUUGUCAGGAGCCUGUAGUGACAUCAGAUCCCUGAUUAUUAGUACCAUGGCUUUGACAAAUUUCUGAGAUCCCAAAUUGUCCAGGUAGCAGGAACUGAAGAGGGUGAUCUGGGUGGUCAGGCCUGAAGAAAUCCCCUCACAAUUGCCGAAGAAAUGGCUCUCACACCCACAAAUCUAAAUAACGAGAUGUCUCUGCCGAUGAAGAUGGACUGCCAGGAACAAGAGUUGACUGAGAAAAACAAUAGCUUUUUCCAAAAGCUCAAUGUGACUAAAAGUGUAAUGCAGGAUUUGCUAAAGGAAAUUAUCAAAGUGGACUACAUCUUAGACCGAUCAGAUGACGAGGACGACAUUUCCUCCGAAAACCCUCAAACUGACUUCCUUCACAAGGGUAUGUUGGAGCUGGAAGCUAAGCAUGACCAGGACCUGGGUAAACAGGAUAAGCAAGAAACAGAUGUGGAUGAGUACCCUCAAGCAUCUACAUCUCUGCAGUUUUCAAAGAAGAACCUCCUUGAAUUCUUAUUAAAAGACAUGCUGACCCUGAAGGGUCAAAUUGACAAGCUGGAGGACCGGGGCCUUGACCUUGAUCAAGGGACAAACACUGAGGUGAAUGCUUGUAAUGAAGUUUAUGAAUUAAAGAAGAAAGUCAUGGAAAGUCUGGAGGACCUUUGCAAGAACGUGGAACUGCUGAGUGCAAAGCUGAGGAUGUAUCAAAUGGAGGGAGAGAACACCGACUCUCACAGUUCUGAAGAAACAGAUAUGGAAGAGAUGGAGACCCUGCUUCCUCAGGCCCCAGCAUCCUUUUUAGUGCAGAACUCUCCUCCUCCCAAUACAGUGUGGAAAUGUGCACUGAGGAUUUUCAUCAUGUUUUAUGUCCUCACCGUCACUGGACUUUUAUGUUACAUACUAUUUUUUGGUGCUACAUUUCUCUUUGAAAGGGUGCUUCUGAGAAUGCUUGGGUGCCGCACCACAUGGGACCUACGGGAGAUGAUAGAGCCUUUCUUGAAUUCGGAAGUGGAAGCCUUGCUACCCUCCUAAAGAUACAGAAGAUACUGUCACCCUACUGGCUUUCUCCCCAGUAAAGAUUGUUGCUGUUCCUGUAUUGUGGUGGCUAACUUAUUUUUCAAAAAAUACUGUACAAGGUUUUUGUAAAGAACAUUGUAAUUACACAGAAGUUGAUUGAUCCUGGAAAAAAAAUGAAAACAGCUUAUCUUUACUCUUA